Molecule: messenger RNA, 249 nt
Organism: Staurois parvus
Lineage: Eukaryota; Metazoa; Chordata; Amphibia; Anura; Ranidae
Source: the annotation of a GenBank genome assembly
GCCUAUCAGUGCCAGUCAGUGCCGCCUAUCAGUGCCACCUAUCAGUGCCAUCAGUGCCUCCUCAUCAGUGUCAAUCAGUGCAGCCUAUCAGUGUCCAUCACUGCAGCCUCAUUAGCGCACAUCAGUGAAGGAAAAAAAUCACUUAUUUACAAAUUUGUAUAACAAAAAGUAAAAAAAACUUUUUUUUUUCUAAAUUUUCAGUGGUUUUUGGUUUGUUUAGCAAAAAAUAAAAAACCCAGAUGUGAUUAA